AACUUUGCCACUAGAGCAAAGCCUCAGUGGCUAUUUAACUACUACUUUCUUUUUUACAUUUCAAAUAAUUCGACCAAAUAGAGUAUUAUGAUAUUCGAAUUAUGAUCUCUUGAUGAGAUUAUCAAUUACAUUUAUUGAAUCAUCAAAAACAACUUAUUUAUAAAUUUCAUAGUAAGAAAUUCAAAUUCAAAUACUACUUGAUUCUAAGGUUUCACCCCUAGUUUCAGAUUAACCAAAUACGAGUAUAAUUUUUUUUUUCUAUAUAUCUCAAGAUCCUAUGAAGGCACUAAAUGCAACAUGAACGUUACAGAAACAUUACAUAGUUACGUUCACCAAUUCGUGUACAUCAUUUGAAUCCAGAGACACACAUACAAUUAAUAUUAUAUCAAAUUCAAUGUAUCUCUUUUCCAAAAUUCAUCCCAUCUAUUCCACCUGUAAUAAAUAAGAUUAAACACAACUAUUCACAUUCUUAAUCUGCAGAUUAAUUUCAUCGCUAUUUAAACAUUUUCCAACUACAAACACUCGUAUUCCUACAAUUUUGCACAACCACUGCAAUUUAAAAAAUCUAAGAAAACGAAAAAGUAGAAGAAAAAAUGGAAGCCAAAGCCGACAGCAGCAGAGGUAAGUACGAGGAUUAUGAAGACGACACAUUUUACCUAGAACUGGAACGGCAGAUUGUUCGAUUAAUCGACGACGUCAACUCCGACGAACUCAAGCCGUGCAAAUCUAAUGCAGCAGCAUCCAAGGAUUCGAAUGUGACAACUGAUGAGACUAGAUUAUUGCACGGCAAAAGCUACUACGAUUGGUCGGUGUGCCGGAACGCCGUCAAAACGCAGGCGCCGGCGUAUACUCCGGCUGCCAACGUCGGAACUGGAGUUUUCAUACCACAACAUCACGGCGCCAAGUUUGAAUUCCGCGGUUGCAAGAAAUAAUAAUCUUUUUUCGGUUUUCUUCUUCAUUUGUUAUUGAUGGCACCGAUUUAUUUAUUGUAAUUAAUAAAUAUCCAAAAUUAUUUCAUGCUUAUACUCCAUUUUUCAUAUAAUCAAUGUUUUUUAGACCUUUUUUUGUAGAGAUGUUUUGUUAGACCUUAAAAAGAGAGGGAUUUUUAUCUAAAAAAAAAAAGAGGGUUAAUUGAAAGAAGCGGUUAGUUAACGAACCGCCAACUGCCAAUAUUACGAACGGUUGCCUUUUGAAACUUCAAAUCCUCUCCGAUAUAUAGCGCCGUAAUCCUUUUCCUUACCUAAGUAGAAAUUGAAGAUGAGUGCGUCGUAUAGGCCGCCGUCAGCCCCGCCGGAGCCUUCGAGAGAGGCGGAGCCAGCCACCGGCGCUCCACCACCUCGCAGCGCUUCGAGUUUGAGCCAUCACGCUCCUGUCCCGUGGUCGACUGGUCUCUGUGAUUGUUGCGACGAUGUUAGCAUUUGUUGUCUAACAUGCUGUUGCCCGUGCGUGACAUUCGGUCGGAUUGCAGAAAUUGUGGACAGAGGGUCAACAUCGUGUGGAAUGAGUGGAGCAUUAUACUGGAUGAUAUGUUGCGUGAGUGGUUGCUCUUGUUUACACUCGUGUUUCUAUCGAUCAAAAUUGAGGGGCCAAUAUUUUCUAGAAGAGCAACCUUGUACCGAUUGCUGCGUGCAUUGCUGUUGUGAAACAUGUUCCUUGUGCCAAGAAUAUAGAGAACUCCAAAAUCGAGGACUCGACUUAUCUAUAGGAUGGCAUGGAAAUUUGGAGAGGCAGAAACGAAAGGCGGCGGCGGCGGAUAUUGCUCCACCACUUCAACAAGGCAUGAAUAAGCCUUGGACAAGCGAUCGCAUCUCUACACUCUAGAUUAUUACAAGUAUUUUUUAAUUAUCAUUAUCUUGACUAUACUAUAUAUGUGCGUGUGAUCAAAUUGUAAGUGUAAGACUUUGAUUUUAUUCCAACUUUAAUUUAAAUUCAA
This is a messenger RNA of Salvia miltiorrhiza (redroot sage), 1933 nucleotides long. RefSeq names its product protein PLANT CADMIUM RESISTANCE 11-like. Bases 1258 to 1821 code for a protein of 187 amino acids. The transcript is spliced from 4 exons. The record is from RefSeq and is a predicted model, not a curated record. NCBI's taxonomy places the organism in Eukaryota, Viridiplantae, Streptophyta, Magnoliopsida, Lamiales, Lamiaceae.